CAUCAGUCGCCGGGCAAAGGCACAUUUCCAAACACAAAACCCUACAUAUGGAAUGCGAGAUAAUAAUAAAGUAGAACUGAAGUGGACUAGGAGAGCCAAAUCAAGCCUGCCCCUUUUUGGCUUCGUUCAACUUCUCCUUCAAUGAUUUUUCUCCACAUCACUCAGACAGCUCGCUCACGGUAUCCCCUUUCUCUUUCUGCACAACAAGAACAACCCUUCAAGUGAAGGGUUUUCGAUGGCUUUCUGUUAGCAGCAACAGUUGAUUCUUCAUCUUGCUGGUCUUUGUGGAAUCUAUGCCAGGAAUGGAUGGUUAGAGAGAAGGCCUCAAGUCUCUUUCUUUUCUAAUCCUGGACUGGACUGGACUGGACUGGACUUCUUUCGAGGGAAAAAAAUUUCAUCUUGUGAAGUUAAAAGGAGAAGCUUGACCGUCCUGGGUGCCGAAAGAACUUCGAGUCGCUUUGCGAACAAUCUCAUUGAUUUGAAGUAGUGAAAGGGUUAAUGGAUUGGAAUCUGAAAGCUCCUUGGGAUUUGACUGAAUUUGCCCAUGAAAACCUGCCAAGAGACCAUGGGGCUGAUGGGCCAAAGAGCUAUGGGAAUCCUAGUGCAAAAGGAGAAUUUUCGGUUGAUUUGAAGCUGGGUCAAAUGAGUAACGCUGUGAAUGAGCCUGUAAAUAUGUGGAAAGACACUGGUGUCUCAAAGAUGGCGUCGUCUCCAUCUGGGAAGAGGGCUCGAUCAGCCAGCAAUGGGGGUCUGGCAGUACAUUGCCUUGUUGAUGGUUGCAAUGCGGACCUCAGUAACUGUAGAGAGUACCAUAGGCGCCACAAGGUCUGUGAAGCUCACUCCAAGACUCCCGAGGUGACCAUUAAUGGUAAAAAGCAAAGGUUUUGUCAGCAAUGCAGCAGGUUCCAUUCACUGGAGGAAUUUGAUGAGGGCAAAAGGAGCUGCAGGAAGCGCCUAGAUGGACAUAACAGAAGGCGAAGAAAACCUCAGCCGGAUCCCCUAAGUCGGUCAGCAGACAUUUUAUCCAAUUUUCAGGGUACCCAAGUAGUACCACUCUCUAACUCACAGAUAUAUCCCACUACUGCUGUUGGCAACCCGACAUGGGCCGGAGUUGUCAAUCCCGAAGCAGAAGCUGCUCUAUAUGCCCACCACCAACACCUAUUCGGGUCGUCCUCUAGCAUAUAUGGGGGAGGCAAACAAAUUAAAUUCUUGCAAGGGAAUAAUCCCAUGUUCAGUAGCCAAAUGUCUGCCGAAGCUUCUGUAUGUCAGCCACUCCCUAGGACGAUAGUUUCAUCUGAUAGUGGUGGGCUUGGCCGCAAUAUGUUCUAUGACCGGCUAGUCAGCGAAUCGGACUGUGCUCUCUCUCUUCUGUCAUCACCCCAGAUGCAGACAUCAGGAACUAAUUUCAGCAAUAUGGCGCACCAAAACUCCUACCGUGAUAAUCACAGCAUAGAGCCUUUAGACUCUCUUCGCGCUUCCAGUGGCAGCGGAAGAAAUACCAACUCCCAGGGACUGUUCCACUUAGGAUCUGAAGGACGACAAAGGAAUGAAGCCUCUCAAGUAAUUCCCUUUCACUGGGAUUAGUAAGCUAUGAGCUCACUCCCCAGUUUCCUGAUGCAUAUUUACUGAAUAUUCAUUCUCAUGUAGAGAUUGUUGUGGUAUUCUUUCUCGUAUGUAAACUGUCUGUUUCAGUGAACUAUCCUAAUUGAAGGUAUUAACCACAUUUGCCCUCCC
This is a messenger RNA of Rhodamnia argentea, 1734 nucleotides long. RefSeq names its product squamosa promoter-binding-like protein 13A. NCBI's taxonomy places the organism in Eukaryota, Viridiplantae, Streptophyta, Magnoliopsida, Myrtales, Myrtaceae. Bases 499 to 1584 code for a protein of 361 amino acids. The record is from RefSeq and is a predicted model, not a curated record. Gene Ontology annotation, molecular function: DNA binding. The transcript is spliced from 5 exons. Gene Ontology annotation, cellular component: nucleus.